AUGGCCUCAAAUUACGCGGCAGCCUCGGCAUCGCCGGAAAAUCCGCUCGCAGAAGACUUUAGCAACCUUGAGGUCGUUCAUGUCCGGAACGAGUCAGAUCUCGAGGUCGAUAGAAGAAAGGACCAUUCGGACUUGGAGCUUGUGUCAGGGCCUGGAGUAGUAGAAUCUCUACAGUCCGACAAUCUCCAGCCUUAUCACCCGACCGUGCCUACGAACCGAGAUCCUGCAGGCCCCAUACCUUACCAUCCUGACGUGCCUACGAACCAGGAUCCUCACGGGCUGAUCCCUUACCAUCCAAGAACAGCAGGCUACGAAGACGUUGACGGACUCAUCCCUACUGAGGGGAGGUUUAGCGACACGCCUGAGAAAGACCUGGAACAUCAUUUCGCUCUCUGUGGAAUUGAGAUUUCUCUAUUUCGGCGGAAGCAUCAGGCACCGAGAAGACCUUCAGCAGGACAGCGUUAUAUCUGCGGAUUAAGUGCCCUACGAUUUUGGAUUGUGGUCAUCGUUGCUGUUGUCCUAGCUGCUGCCAUAAUCGGUGGAGCAGUGGGAGGGGUCUUGAGCACUGGUGAUGAUUCUACAGCGUCAAUACCAAGCUCGAGCGUUACCUCGACAACAUGGUUGGAUGCAAUUCCUACAACUACUACCCCGUAUACACCAUCCCUGCCAACUGGCUCGUACACACUCCCACUGCACCAAACUCUACAGAUCGACACCUGUAUCGAGGAUGCCGCCAAUCUCGCAGCUUGGGACUGCAUGAAUACUGCUUCCAUGAGCUUCCAAACUAACAACGGAACCCAAAAUCUACCUCGUAUCACAUUCAACGACUCUCUCCCCGACCCCACCCAGAUUCGUUACGGCCCACAACUUCCCCAGUUGAACAACACCUCUUUCGAUCUGGCGCCGUACCUCGACACCAACCGAGAAGAGCUUGGUGUCGCGAUGUUUUUCAGUACGCUCUUCGACAAAUACAUCAUCCUCCCCGGCGAGGAGCUCUCGACCAGCUCCUCAAAAAGGUCCGUUCACCAAGGACGAGCAGCUAGCUAUGUCGGCGAUCCCCUCCAGAUCGGCGACCAGCCCUGGUACUGCUGGUGGAACUCGACCGUAAGCGAAGUCUACAUCUACCUGGGCCAAGACGCGACGGUGACUGGCACGCCGGCCACCCCGACUCCCUCUUUCCCCAAGAUCAUGAAGAUGGUGGAGAAGCGCAAGCCAAGCAGCAAUGUGAAGCCAUACUGCCAGAAGAUGCAGGUGCUGAAUAACUGGCAGAUCCUCCCGGUCCCGAACGCGGCUGUCGUCUCCAUUCAGGAGAGAGGGUUUUCUGGGAAGAAAAGAGAUACUGCGACGGAUUAUCGGUCGAACUGUGUCUGUGAAUGGUACAAUUCGUAACAUGGGUGGACGGGUAUAGAGAUCAGUGUACUGGGCACUAAUGUGCAUCACCAUACUCCUCC
Cladophialophora immunda is the source of this 1451-nucleotide messenger RNA. RefSeq lists its product as uncharacterized. The record is from RefSeq and is a predicted model, not a curated record. NCBI's taxonomy places the organism in Eukaryota, Fungi, Ascomycota, Eurotiomycetes, Chaetothyriales, Herpotrichiellaceae. The transcript is spliced from 3 exons. The coding region runs from base 1 to 1389 and encodes 462 amino acids.